CAGGCGCCGUCGUCCAACUUGACUCGGGCUCCGCUCGUGGGGGAAGGUCAAAGGUUUCAAUUCCGCCGGAGGGGCGUUUGAUUGUCGUUUCCAACCGUUGGAUUCGUGAGCUGCUUGCUUUAUCAACCGUAGCUGAGUUCGAGUUCAGCGCGGUUUCCUCCUGAGUAAAACCUUUCUUCGCUUGCGGCUUUUUAUUCCCAGGAGGGAACCCAUUUUCUGAGUAGAAAAAUGGCUGGCAACUCACCACAAAUACAAAUCUGCCCCUACUGCGGAAAGCAGUUUAAACGUCUCAAGUCUCACCUGCCUCACUGUAAGAUGGCAGGUAGUGAAGAUUCAAGAGAAGCUUUGCCUCUCAAAAAAGCUUGUGAUUCUGAGCGGCUAAGUACUGAGAAAAAGAAAAAGAUCAGAAGCUUAGAAGCUUCCCCCGAAGAAGAAAGCAAAAAGAGUAAAACUGACUUGGUAACAAAAAAAGGAAGAAGAAAAAAUAUUGGAGUAACUGAAACAGUUGUAAACAGCAACCUGCCUAAAGAUAAAGAUACAGAAAAGAAAAUUAAAAGUGCUAGUGAAAAGUCUCCUCAAACAAGGGAAAAUAAACAAAAAACUUCAGAAGAGCUUUCAGCACCAGUAGAUUUGUUUCCAAAAACAAAUCUUCCAGAGAAGUUAUCCACAGUCGAAAAAAACAAUAGAAUUUCUUUACUUAAAGAAGAGAUAAUACCUGGUCUUAGUUUAGAAUCACUGACACAAAGUGGAAAAGCCACUUCAGAACCACAUCAAAAACCCUGCACAAAACAGAACGUAGAGUCACCUGGAGAGCAGCAUGCAUCCCUUUCAACAAAUAAUUUCAUUGAGAGUCUUCAACCAAUACAUCAAGGACUUGGUCGCAGAAUAGAACAGAUCACUGCCUCUCAUCAUGUGACAGCAUUAGAAAACAGAUAUGAAUCCUCUAGUCAUAGUUUGUCAAAUGAAAAUAUCCUUGAUAACAGUAAAACAGGACAGUGGCCUCUGAAAUCAGUGUCAGCAGAAGCAAACAUUGCUUUGGCCAAUAGGCAGCAAAUUAUUACAGGCAAUGUGGACAAGAAGAACAUUUUAGAACUUGAAGGAAAUUUCAAAAAUCAAAGUACAGAAAAUGACAUAUUCACAAUUAAAGGAUGCACAUCACAGGGCCAUGUUGUUGUAGACAGCUAUGGAAAGGUUACCAGAGAUCCAGUCCACUUGUUUAAAAGUAAGUUAAAUGCAAAUUCGUUAUUUUUGAAAGCAGAGGAUUAUCCUAAGGAACACCUAAUUGAUCCAGAUCCUAGGCCAAAUGUUUGUCAUACAUUCACAGAAAUUCUCAGAGAAAUGAAAGUUGAUAAAACUUCUAGCUACUUAAGUGCUUUAGAGAAAAAUACAUAUUUGUGCUCAAGAGCCUUUGAGACAAAAGAAGGUAAAAAUUCAGUGAUGAGUUUGAGAAAACCCUCACUCCAAAAGUUAAAAAUGACUUCUUUUCCAGAACAAAGCAUAAAACAGUCUUCAUUAGGACUGGAGUGGUUCUCUGAACUGUAUCCCAAUUACCAGAGGCUGGGCUUACUUUUAAAGAGGCAAUCAGAAUGGGAUACCAAAAUAUCAGAAGCUCACGUUCUGCUUUGUGGCAAUCACAAAGCCUGGAACGGAUACUUGAACAGGAACAUUAAUGUGAAAAAGUAUGGAUUGCCUGGGAUUUCUCUGAUGCUGCUGGGCUUGUGUACCUUUGGCUAUGCUUGGAGAGAUCACAUUAAAUUUAAGCAGAGGAACUACCCAGAUGAAGAUGCAACAGUAUAAAUAUUAUGCAUUUGCAUACUGCUCAAUCAUGCAACUGGCCAGUAAAAUGGAUAUUAUUUGUGCUGCAGAAGUAACAUGACAGUAUUUUGACUAGUCACUUGGGAUCUCUUUAGAAAUGGUAACCUCCUGUGGUAUGUUGGUUAAAAAAAAAAACAAUCUCGUAAUCCUGGCUUUAUUCUUGGGCAGGAUCUGAUGUCCAUUUUGCACCAUCUGCAGUGUUUAUUUGAGACUCCUUUUGACCCACAGAAUGUAAUUAGUGGAGAAAGUGCUCUCUGGGCUGUCCUCUGCCACCUGGGUCCUCUGUAAGUGCUGGGAGUGGAAGAGCACAGCGGGCCACAUCCAGGAAAUGGUUUCAGUGGACCAUAGUGGGGGAAGACAAGACAUCCCACUAGGGUACAUUAGGGCUUGAUUUUCUUCCCUGUCCUGUUAAACAUUCAUGUGGAAGUGCUGGGAGAGAUUCUCUGUUGGUUUGGUAUGAUGCCACCAGUAUGCUGAUGAGCCAUAACUCUUCAUUACACUGGAAGCUUAACUGGGGGAGUUGUGGAAGUCCUGACUUGAAUGGAACAAAACUGACUGAAUUGAAAUCCAACAAGACAGAGUUGGGUUUAUUGUGAGGCAGGUGGUUCCUUAUAGCAGCGGUCCCCAAUCUUUGUGGCUUGGUAGCCUGGCUGGGGGGGCCCUGUGACUGGUGGGCCAGUGUAGCGUGCACCCCUUGCACCAGCACUGGGCUGGUGCACAUGUGCACAAAUGCCUGCCAGUCUACCACUUGUGCAGGUUGAGCCACACACGUGUGCAAGCUCUGGCCAGCCACUCAUGCAACCCAAUUCUGAAUACGCCAUGGCCCGGUAGUGGGCCACAGCUUGGAGGUUGGGGGCCCCUGCCUUAUAGAGCCAGGCUGUAAGCCCUUUUAGUUUUGAAUUCUGAGACCAACUUUUUGAACCAGAUAUAUGGAGAAAAUAAUUACCAAGAUCUUUGCAUUCUAGAGUAAUCUUCACUGUUUUCAUCUAGCUGCUACAGACAGAACUUUCCAGGUGCUUUACAGAUAGUUGUAUAUUUGGUAUUUUGCAAUGGCUUCGGUAUUAUGUAACCAAAAUGUAACUGUUUCCAAAACAGUCUUUUUCUAGGAGUGGCUGUUAUGCAAAUACAGACCUUACUAUUGCUGUCCCCUUGAAAGUCCAGUCACAACACUGAAUCAAAGAACACUCCUGUCUGCACAUUAGCAGUAGCAUAGCUUCCAUCUCAAAUAAUUCAAAUCAAGAGAGCCAAACUUUCAGCUAACCAUCAGCAUUGCCAUUUUGUGGAAUUCAUUUCGGUUUGUUCUUUAAUUCAGCUUAUUUUGCUCAGGCAACCUGCCAGUCACUUCCUUGUAUUAAAUCUUGAAAAAUGAGAUACUUGGGCCCAGCAGCUUCCUGUAGCUAUUAAAUAAGAAAUACUUCCAGAGGAUUCUGUCUUAUUUCCAACCACUCAAGUGUGUAUUACAGUGGUUAGCCCAGCUGAAAUAGGUUCAUUUCAUGGGCUCAUUUUAGCCCAAAUAUCAGUGUCAUUCAGCUAAAGAUUUGAGACAAGUGUAUUUGGGGAAGCAUGGAAUCCAUCUCCAGAUACAGAAAAGGAAUAAUUUUUCGUUGUAUUUGAAGGUAACGAUUGUGCAUUCCAGCACUUUAUUACCACCUACCAUCAGGCCCAUUACUUGCUUCCGAUUCAGUUGUCAUGAUGCAUCAAUGUUAGCGCCAGUGAGCAUCUUACAAAGAAAGUGGUGCAUGUUUGUUACAAUAUUUGGCCUGUACAGCACAAUAUUUUGGUUGCCUCUUUGACUACUUGACGGGUCAGAUGGUUUUUCUAAUGUCAGUGUGCAUGAUUCAUUGGAAGAAAGGAUUAAGCAAGACAGCCACCUUCUUAAGGCCUGUGUCAAGCAAGCAUCACUACCCUCAGAGGUCUCAGCUCAAGGUAGGUGUAGCUGGGAAGAUGAAACUCAGGAGACCCUCUGGGUAGUGCUUUCACUGCCAUCCGUUAGCCCAGAAAGGUGGUUGAUUCUGUCUCAGGGAUAUCUUGAAGGAUUUGCUGCUUACAUUGAGAUAAUACCUGCAAAUCUGGCCAACUACAUUGCAGAGUCGCCUUGCGGCAAGAUGGGCAGCAAAUAAUUUUAUAAGCAAAUUUAAUAAAGAUUCAGUUCCUAUCAUCUACUUGGUACAUUAUAGAUCUUAUUCAGAUAUAAACACAGUAUACGGAACAGGUACAGCCUAGCACUCUUGGAAGUAGGACCACCUGUCCAGAAAUAAGGCAGUUUCUUCUGGAACAUUGCCCCAGGAAAGCAGGAGCAAUCUCACUUCCUUGACUUCUGAUAAAGUGGCUUUCUGUGACUUGCUACACCCUUUAUGACUGUGAAUGAAGAAGGGCCCCUCUUGGCAACUCUUGUAGGAAAAUGAAUGACAUGCUUCAAAAAUUCCAAAUAAACUUAGUGGUGCCCAAAUGUUGCCUCUUCACUAUAGACAAUGUCCUACUGUAGUUAAACUGGUGGGUUUAUCAAAUCAAUCAUGACGCAGGAUAGGGGUAGCAGGUGAACUGCUUUUUUUCUUAGAGCUUAAGAAGGAAAGCACAAAUGGAUUCAAUCAAUGCCAUGUUGAACAGAUACCAUCAAAUAAUCAAUAGUAUUACAACAAUGAUUUUUAAAAUAUUACAGCAGAGAAGUAACAUUAAUAAUACAGUAUAGUACUUCUGGAGAAAGAAAUCCAUGCCAUUAAGCACGGUAACUCAAAUGUCCUUUGAUCGGAACCUUGUUUGUAGAGACAAAAGCACUUUUUUAAAACCAAAGCUGAUUUUUUUUUGUACAAAAAUAACUCUGGGUUUAUUUUCCACUUUAGAAUUAGCUAUAGUAACCUCAUACCCUCAUUUAAUUGACAAUAGUUGGGAAGUUUUGUGCUCAUCUUGACUGUUUAAGAGAAUUUGGUUGAAUUGAAUUGCAUCUGGCACAAUGUAUUUUAUCAUUUAGGUUUUUUUUUUUUUCAUUUCAGGAGUAAUAUCUGUACAUUGAUUAAAUAAAGAAAUAAGUGUGCAUAGAUUUCAAAUAACUUGACUCUGCUUAGGACUUAAUACUGCCAGAAGGUCAAUCUGUGAAGCACAAGAGGUGGGCCAGGCAGAAGUCUAGGCCCACUUAAUGAUUUGGUCCCCUGUUGGCUGCCCAUCUUCGGUCAUCCUUCUACAGGCUUUCUAGGAUAGCCUCCCCCAAGUAUUAAUAUUCAUAUUUAUUAAAUUUCAGAUGCCAUAACGUGCAGUCAUAAUGGUCAGGUUCUUAGAGCAGCAAAGCAAUAACAAUAGUGACAUUAAAACCAAUCAAUAGAAUGUCUUAAAAUUAUGGACUUAAAAUAAAUGUGAAGGACCUAAAUGUUUUCAUAUGUAGCUGUCAGUACAUUUCCGGGAUCAACCUUCAGGAUGACAAUCACUUAGAAAAGAAUUGCAAACUAUUAUGUUAUUUAUAUUUUUGUAAAAUAAACAUUUUGGAUUUUCUAUUGUUAACUUUAGUAAUAAAAUUAAUAA
This is a messenger RNA of Pseudonaja textilis, 5328 nucleotides long. RefSeq names its product mitochondrial nucleoid associated protein 1 (gene MTNAP1). NCBI's taxonomy places the organism in Eukaryota, Metazoa, Chordata, Lepidosauria, Squamata, Elapidae. The record is from RefSeq and is a predicted model, not a curated record.